CCGCUCACCCAGGUGGCGCCCCUCCGUGGGCCCAGGGGGCGGGGCUGGGGCAUGAUGGAGGCUGAGCCAGCGCCGGACCUCUCCAUGAUGCUGCUGCGAGAGCUGCUGGCGCCAUCGUGUCUGGACCCCGAGCCGCUCCCCGGACCCCCCGCCCAGCAGGCGCCAAGGACCCCAAGAUGCCUCAGACCCAGUAGCAGUUCCUUCUGGCCUGCACGUCAGGACUCCUCCGUCACCAACCUGCACUUCCUCCGAGAGUCAGCAGAGGGGCUGGCCCAGGCCCCUGCCCAGGACCCCCAGGCCCUGGCCCCCUGCUGGGAGCUGAGGGCCCUGGGGGGUUUGGAGCCUCCACCUCUGGCCAGGGGUCCCCCGGCCAUGCCGACCCCUAUCAGUCAGCAAGGAGGCAGCCUGGGGCCUCCCGAGGUUUCCCCAGCCCCUUCAGCCCUGCCUCAGAGGAGACCCCGGAAGCAGUCGAAGCCGCACCAGGGCGCGGAGAAAGUGGACCCUGGGUUCGAGGGAGUGACCCUGAAGUUCCAGAUAAAGCCGGACUCCAGCCUGCAGAUCGUGCACAGCUACAGCCUGGCCAGCAGCAGCCGCUCUCAGGCUCCCCCUACAGGCCCUGAGGCCAACGCAGGAGGCAGCGAGGCCCUGGGGGCCAGGCGCUGUGCUUCUUGUAGGACCCAGAGAACCCCGCUCUGGAGAGAUGCCGAGGAUGGGACACCUCUCUGCAAUGCCUGUGGUAUCAGGUACAAGAAGUAUGGCACCCGGUGCUCCAGCUGCUGGCUGGUGCCCAGGAAAAAUGUGCAGCCCAAGAAGUUAUGUGGAAGAUGCGGGAUGUUCCUGGGCCCCGGCCAAGGCCCACCCCAGGAAGGGGACCCCAGGCAGACGAUCCAGGCCUCGGGCCCCAGAGCCCCCCGCUCAGAGGUUCGCUGGCCCCUUCCGUGGCCGUUGCUGCAGUCAGGCUUGGCCGAGCUCCCACUCAGCAAGUGUUCCCAGUAGGAAUCCGUGCUGUCUGCGAAUAGGAUGGACAAUAAAGAGCAGAACUCCUCAGA
This is a messenger RNA of Pipistrellus kuhlii (Kuhl's pipistrelle), 1049 nucleotides long. It is a transcript of the gene ZGLP1, whose product is annotated as zinc finger GATA like protein 1. The record is from RefSeq and is a predicted model, not a curated record. The coding region runs from base 52 to 996 and encodes 314 amino acids. Gene Ontology annotation, cellular component: nucleus. The transcript is spliced from 6 exons. Gene Ontology annotation, biological process: spermatogenesis; oocyte development; regulation of transcription by RNA polymerase II. Lineage: Eukaryota; Metazoa; Chordata; Mammalia; Chiroptera; Vespertilionidae. Gene Ontology annotation, molecular function: sequence-specific DNA binding; zinc ion binding.